This is a messenger RNA of Magallana angulata, 3020 nucleotides long. RefSeq names its product purine nucleoside phosphorylase-like. Gene Ontology annotation, cellular component: cytoplasm. Gene Ontology annotation, biological process: nucleoside metabolic process. The transcript has 6 exons. Bases 254 to 1117 code for a protein of 287 amino acids. NCBI's taxonomy places the organism in Eukaryota, Metazoa, Mollusca, Bivalvia, Ostreida, Ostreidae. Gene Ontology annotation, molecular function: purine-nucleoside phosphorylase activity. The record is from RefSeq and is a predicted model, not a curated record.
GUUAGAGGUCUCUUAAGAAAUGUGUAAUAAAUCGGCAAGUCCCAUUGAAUUCUUUGGAACGUUAUAAGAAGCUUACGGUUGUAUGAAUGCUGUCGAGUAAAUGGUCUUUCCCCUCUGUUGAUACCAUUAGUACAUGAUUUUCUCCAAAGGUCAAACUCAUUGUCACCUCCGACAUGUUAUGUACAUUUUGAGCCAACUUGACGUGUAUCUUCAGAUAGGUCCUGGAUUUAUUACUGACCACUAGCAAACACUCAUGGCUGAAUGUCCAAGCCAAGGAUCUCUUGAGGAGGUGGAAGCUUUGGCCACGCUGAUCAGUGGCAAGAUCAAGCAUGCUCCCAAAGUUGGAAUCGUGUGUGGGUCGGGGCUUGGUGGACUGGGAGAGAUGGUGGAGGACAAACAAAUCAUCAAAUACUCCGAACUGGAUGGGUUUCCUGUCAGUACUGUGCCUGGUCAUUUAGGACAGUUUGUGUUUGGACUGUUGAAUGGUACCCCGGUCAUGUUGAUGCAGGGACGAGUUCAUGUGUAUGAAGGGUAUCCUUUACAUCGAGUUGUUUUGCCCAUCAGGGUGAUGUGGAAAAUGGGAGUCAAGACCCUGUUUCUUACCAACGCAGCUGGAGGAAUCAACCCCGAAUACAAAGUGGGAGAUGUCAUGAUCAUGAAAGACCAUCUCAAUCUACCUGGGUUUUGUGGAGUCAACCCCCUGAUGGGGAUCAAUGACGACAGAAUUGGUCCAAGAUUCCCGCCGAUGUCUGAUGCUUACAAUAAGAAGUAUAGAGACAUUGCCAAAGAAACAGCCAAGGAGCUAGGGUUCAAUGACUUUAUAAGGGAAGGAGUUUACAGCUUUCUGACUGGGCCCACAUUUGAAACGGUCACGGAGUGCCGGCUACUACGCCUGUUAGGAAGUGAUGCAACAGGAAUGAGCACUGUUCCUGAGGCCAUUGUUGCCCGCCAUUGUGGAAUGGAGGUGCUAGCAAUGUCCCUGAUUACAAACUGUUGUGUGAUGGAGUUUGACUCGGAUCAGAAAGCCAAUCACGAGGAAGUAUUGGAGACUGGUAAAGCCCGAUCCAAGGACAUGCAAAAACUAAUCUCAAAGAUUGUAGAGAAAAUUGCUUCAUAAUCCAUGUUUUCAAAUUUUGUACAAAUUCAAUUAUUGUAGAUGUGUUGGUUUAUACCAACUUCUGAACAACUUUGUACAAAUUUUCUUUUGAAAGACAGAUAAUCAGAGUUAUUCAGAAGUUGUUGUAACAUUUAUAUUUUGUUCGGAAAUGUAAAUUCAUGUUAACAUUUAAUCCAAUUGCAUCCAAAGAGUUUACAUUCCAUUAUUAUUAAUAUUACAGUAUACAUAAUGUAUAUGGUUAUACUGGUGGUAAAUCUUUACACUGUACAUUGUGUCAAGUAUGCUUGUUAGUGAAAUACAUAUAUUGUUGAUACAUAGCAAUACAUCUAUUUAGACUCCAGACAUAGUAAAUAAGGGAAUCUGAAGAUGUAGAAUUUUUUUGUGAAAUUUUAAACAAGAUUAUAAGAUUAUGGUUCAAAAUGCAAAGAUACCUUGUUGGAGCAGAUUAUGAAAUGAUAGAUGAUGACAGCAGACUGGUGUAGAUGUGAAUUGUGUGCAUUGGCUGCACAUUAUUUUCUGUAUUAAUGUAAGUUUACUACCGGUGUAUUAAAGUAUUAGUACGAUUGAUUGAUGCUGGGGAGAUCUCUGUCACUGCUCACUGCUUGUAUGUUAUAGACAGGUUGAAUGGCUGUUGAAUUGUUAUUCACCUGUCACAGGUGUUUCAUUCAGGUGUUUUAUUCCGUCUCUCUGGUGGUAGUGGUGUGUAUGGAUAUAUUUUGCAUAUCAUAAAGGGUUGCUAAGACAACCAAACUUAUUCUUAUGUUGAUCUGUGAUGGAUUUAUCUGGUACAUGGAAUAGCUAUUUUAAAUAAAGGUGUUGGUCAGCAGUUUUUAAUUCAUUUUUGAAACAGAAGGCUGGCAUAAUUUUAUGAUGUUAUUGAUGUUUCUAAGAAUUACAAUCCUUACCUGUCUUAAACAUAACCUGUAUCCUGUGUGCUUUACCUGUCCUGUAACUUUACGACCUGAUACUGUAAAGAUGUUUCAUCAUUAUCACUCAGGUAGUCAAUGAAACAGGUUUGUAACCUAGGCAGAUGUGAUAAUUCAUCUCUUUAUUGGAAAUCUCAGUUUUGUUAAUGUACCAUUAAUAUGAUGUACCAUUUACACUGUUUUUUUUUUUUAUAAUAUCUCAAUUAACACUUGCUAUUAGUCUCACAUUCCACUGUUAUAUUGAUAUACACUAUCAUCUUUGUAAGCUAUUACACAAAGCUAUUUGUGAUGCUUUUUUUUUGCUAAAUUUUUUUUUUUUUGGUACUUUAUUUUAUCAUCUGAUUUCAUAAAAGUAUAUAUAAAUUUUAAUUUCAUUUACAUCAAUUGUACAUACUUUCAAAAGAUGGACUAGAUUUGAGUUUUAUUUUAACCCUCAUGUAAUUAUACUUGGGUAUAUGUCCCAUGAACAGCCCUGCUCAUCACACAUAGUUUCUGGUUGUGAUUGAACCACACCUUCCUUCAGGGACCAGUAUCAUAAUUUUUCGUUCAACUGUUUUUGUUAUCUUUUUCGGAUUUUCUUCCUUUGUUCUGAAUAUUUUGAAAUUCAAAUUAUGUGAAUAUAGCAAUUUAUAUAUAAUGUUCUAUUUAAAAUAUGAUAAAGUAUUGAAAUAUUCAAAUACUUUAUGAUAAUUUUUACUGGUAAUAAAUAAUGCAGACUAUGGUUUUUUGAAUUCCAUUUUCAAAGUCUUAAUUACUAUUUUGCUGUUGGAAAGACCAUUGUGUAGAAUCAAUCAAAUAAACGCGAUGGGUGACAAAGAGAAACAUCAUUGUUGUUCUGUUGUACUGUGUGAUUAGCUGGUCGUCAGUAUUUUAGAAUUUUUUACCAGAGUAUGUUUUCUAUAUAGAUAUUUUUAUUAUGUUGUUUAUUUAUGUAUGUAUAUUUAAAACAGAAAAAUAAUAAAAGUGUUAAAUAAAGA